Ectocarpus sp. CCAP 1310/34 is the source of this 3019-nucleotide messenger RNA. The record is from the annotation of a GenBank genome assembly. NCBI's taxonomy places the organism in Eukaryota, Phaeophyceae, Ectocarpales, Ectocarpaceae.
AUGGCAACGGCGAGCCCCUACACCUGGGGACGAGAUGGCGGGGCCUCGUCUCGAGAGUCAAGGACGCGGUUCGGCCGGGGCAGCAGCCGCCGGCGAACUACGGCGGACAAGCCGGAGGAGGGUAUCAUUACAGCGGCGGUGGCUGGGCCGAAGGUGGGGGCGGGUAGCGAUGGGCAGGCUCAACAGGCCUCGAACGACGGCUUCGGUCGUGGCUACGAGCAGCAGCAGCAGCAGCAGCAGCAGCAGCAGCAGCAGCAGCAGUCGGCGUUUCCUGGUCCACCAGCACCGGGUUACGACCCCCCGCCGGAGGUGGCACAGCAGCAGGGCGGGUACCCGCUCGGUGGCGGCAGCGCCGCCGCUUCCACCGAUGCCUCUUUCGACAACCGGCAGGGCUGGCAACACCCCGCGUCCCCUCCCCCGCCGUUCUUCGACCCUCAAGCUCCGCCUCCUGUUCCGCCGCAAGACGAUGGCGGCGGCGGCGGCGGCAGCAUCGGUGAUGACACCGUGGUGGACACGUUCGGUGCCGCCAUGGUGCCGGAGGGUAGGCACGGCGUGGCGGGCAGCAGCGGCUCGAAGCCGUCGUUUGAGCCCUCGCAAGCGGGAGCUGCGGCGAUAGGGCAGGGCUGGUCAACCCCAGGCGUGGAUGCCGUCCCCGCUAGGGAAGAGCCGGCAGCCGAAGGCGGGGAGGAGGAUGAUGUAGGGAAGGCCGGAUCGAUGACGGCCACGGUACCGGCUGACCCACAAGGCGGCGGCGUUUCGGGGAGCGGGUCGACGGCAGCAGCAGCAGUAGCAGCAACGUGGCCCGGUGUGGACAUCGCUGAUGCUACUGCACCCUCUGAGGGUCGUGCGGGAGGGAGGGAGCCCGUGGUAGGGACGGAGGCAUUUGACAGCAGCAGCGUCGGCGGCGUCUCAUUGCCGUCGAACGGGGGCGACGGCGCCCUAGACACGAUGCCAAGCUCGGCAGACCAUGGAAAGGAGGAGGUAGACUGGGGGACCGGGGUCGAGGAGGACGGUGACGAGGAGGGGAAAGGAGCGGAGGGCGAGUCCGGGGAGACGGUGGAGGUUCCUGGCUCGGAAGAGAAGCUCCAACUGGAGAGCGAGGAGAAGGCGCUCAUACGCGAGUUGGAGCGCAUGGACAGCACCAUCGGCAACGGGGACGACCCGCCGAGCAUUGGCAGCGAGAGGCCGCGGGUUGUUGGCGACGGCGAUAGCGGCGUGUCCACGCUGUCGCCGACGCCGCCGCCGCUGCAGCCGCCGCCGCCGCCGUCGUCGGAGCACCAGGCGAUGAUCGACAGAGAGGUGGAGCACCAGCUGGACGAUCUGUUUGACAGCAUUAUCCUCGACGACGCCGACGAUCCCGAUGCCGAAGGCGUGGAGUACCCCCUUCCGUCGGAGGCGGCGGCGGUCGGGUCACGGGGCGUGCCGGGGCAAGGCUGGAGUUCUCUUGUUGUCGAUCACGAGGAGGAGGCGGUGGACGCGGUGCGAGAGCAGCCGGCGGCGAGACCCACGCAAGCGGCAGACCAGGCUCGUCGUACUCCCUCCUCGCACGGUGACGCAAGCGUUCAUGCCGCAGCAGACGCGCGGGCGCGCGGCGGCGGAUCGACGCCCGGCGGUGCUCCCCCCGGGGCCACGAGCACGGCGGCGGUGGCGGGCGAAGAGGAGGAGGAAGGAGAACCGCCGGUGGCAGCGGAGGCGACGGCGCUUCCCGAGGUUGGAUCGGCGGCGGGCGCGGGCUCGGCGGGAUCGUUGUGGGGAAACACCAGGCGCUGGGAAACGUUACCGCCUCAACCCGAUGCGGCCAACUCUGAUCCGGUAGUAGCAUUGGUAGAAGAAGAAGAAGAAGUGGAAGAGGAGGAGGAGGAGGAGGAGGAGGAGGAGGAAGAUUUGGAGGACGAGUCGGAUGUACGGGUGCUGCUGGACCCGAUCGAGUUGCCGCCUUCCGCGGCCAGCGACGAGAUUUGGAACGACCAGCACCUGCAGGACCAGCUCGACGCGUACUGGGAGCAGAGCCGGAGGGGGGGAGCGGGAGCGGGAGCGGCGGCGGCGUCGCCAACGACGGCGACGGCCGGGGGGAACCAGCUGUCGGCGUACGGGGGGGGUGGCGGCGUGCCGCACUACGGCCCCGGCGACUGGGUGGGGGGUAACGGCGGCGGGGCGGCGUUGUUGCCAGAACCGCUUCCCGGUUCUGCGGCGGACGGCGCCGCUCGUACCAGCGGCUGGGUGGCGUCGCCUCGCCUUUUCGACGGCGGCAGCCAAUCGCCGAUCAACAUCUACGGCAACGUUCACGUGCACCUGCAGCAGGGUGGCGCGCAGGACGCCGGGGCUCAGCAGCAGCAGCAGCAGCAUCAGCGGCAGCGGCAGCGGCAGCCUUCGCCGUCUUCGGAGCUUAGCGCGAGGGAGAGAUACUACUCGCAGGGGGAGACGAGCUGGUCGGGCAGCGAUCGAGGGGGGCAGUAGCAGCCGCAUGUUUUGAGGGCGGUCGACAGGGGGGUGACAGCAGUAGAAGUAUGUCCUCCAUCUUUGUUCGUCAUAGGGUGGGGCUGCCACGGGGGGGGGGGGGGGNGGGGGGGGGGGGGGGGGGGGGGGGGUUCUCUAGAGGCAUAAAGGUCUAUCAUUCGGGGUCGGGGAUGGGAGGUGAGGUAAGGCGGGUAGAACUCCCAUGUCAUGUGUCUACAGUAUGUAUUUGGUGUGUUUUUCCCCCCGAAAAUCGUGAGAGGGCUAAUCAAUGUACGCGGCGACUAGUAAUGGUGGCAUUGUUUUUUCUUGCGUGUCGGGGGAGGAGAUGGACGGUUGAUUGGCAGAUCGUGCCUAGUCGGGCGGUAGAUUUCAAUUUCGAGGCGUGAUGCUUUGUUCAUCCGUGGCCGUUGUUUUCGUUGUUCGUGGUUUCGACGCGUGUUUGGCAUUUUACCUCCUCCUCCUGUGUGUUUCAGUAGAAAAAUGAGGUUGACCGAUGGCCUAGAGCCAGCCAGAGUUGGGAGGGGCGCGCAGUUUCUUGAGAUAAAUGAAUACAACGUUUUAU